Messenger RNA from Camponotus floridanus (Florida carpenter ant), 4259 nucleotides. It is a transcript of the gene nvy, whose product is annotated as protein CBFA2T1. Gene Ontology annotation, molecular function: transcription corepressor activity. The coding region runs from base 535 to 2913 and encodes 792 amino acids. Lineage: Eukaryota; Metazoa; Arthropoda; Insecta; Hymenoptera; Formicidae. The record is from RefSeq and is a predicted model, not a curated record. Gene Ontology annotation, cellular component: nucleus. The transcript is spliced from 8 exons. Gene Ontology annotation, biological process: DNA-templated transcription; negative regulation of DNA-templated transcription.
CCGCCGUUCGUGCGUAGCGCUUGUUCGCGCUGCUCUGUCGUCGUUCCGAAACUCGCUCUUCGUCGUUUCGAUAUUAAUCAUACGUGUUCUUCGUUGAUUUAAUGAAUUUUAUUCUUCUUUUAUCUCCCAGAUCCGGUCACGAAUUGUUCUCCUCCCUCUUCGCUCUUGUUUGAAAAUUUCGCCCUCAUCUCCAUGUUUUGAAAGUUUCUUUUCGUAUUCGCGCGUCUCGGAAUUUUCUCCUUUAUCUUCGCGUUGAGAGUCAUCAAUUUUGUCUUUUAUAACGCGUUCGAUCUAACGCGGGACGCGCCAACUUAUCUCUCAAAACCGAAAGAUCUUGAAGAGAACGUGGGACGAGAAGCGUGCAUCUUUGUACGAUGAGGCGCAUCGUGAAAAAUCCGCGAACGCUGUGCGAAAAUUGUGACUGAUCGACAGGCCGCUGCCUUCCCUGGAUUUUUUGCGGUUUAAUCUGACACGCUGCGUGAGCAUCGAUCACGAAAAAAGAACAGGCAGAAGGUGAGAACACGGCCCGCGAGGAUGAAAGUGGAGGGCGGAGCGGCGACGACGACGACGACGACGACGAUCCUCCACAAGGUCAAGGUUAAGGAAGAGACAAAGGAAUGCUGUGGCUACCAGCAAGCCUCGCCGUCGUCCACGUUGACGGCCACCACCGUCGCGACGCCCACCGUCUCGGCCGCGACGGCGAUCACCACGACCGUCACCAACACCAACGGCAUUACGACCGCGAAUUCACCGUCGACGGUUACUACGAUCGCCGUCCCCGCUUCCGCCCCGCAAUCUUCCGGUAUUAUCUGUCAUCCGCCGACGACCGUCCUCAAUACCGUCGAUUCUUUCCCGGUCGAUCUCGAUCUCAAGGCGAAGAAUAAGGCACCCUCUGCCCCGAGGGAGAAAUCCUCGCGGGAGGAAGUGGCUCAACCAGAGGCGCAUUCGCCCUCAUCUCAGCAACACCAAAGACUCGGCCAACAGAAACAAACAAAUGGUUCUCGGUCGGAAUACAAAGGCACAUCCGGUUGCUCCAGGUCUUCCGACAACGAUAGUCCUUUGCCUUCGCAAUCGGUUAAGUCCGAGCUCGAGGAGGGAUCCGGUGCUGCCAAUGCUGGGGUCAGGACGGACGAGCAGACCGAUGGCGCCGCACUGACAAACGGUACCGGCAGUGGUGCAUCUAGAUGCGUUAGCAGCAUCUUCGCCGGACAUGGCAAGCUCAAGAGGUUACUGGGCACUCUGGUGCAAUUCGCCACCGAUAUCUCGACGGAUACGGGUGACACGGUGCGUGCAUUGGUGCUCGCGCUUCUGAGCGGUAGCAUGACCGCCGAGGAGUUUCACUCGGCGUUGCAGGAGGCGACCAACUUUCCGCUCAGAAGUUUCGUCUUGCCGUACCUUAAGCAUACUUUACCUUCUCUACAGAGGGACCUGAGCAACGCGGCUCGAGCGAAUAAUCAGAGCUGUGUGCAAUUUCUCCGAUCCAACGAGUCCGCUGUUUUGGAGACCGUAGGGCUGGUCCCAUCCGGCGAAUCCGUCGAGGUGUUUGGCGAGCACGGGGGUGCGAACGGAAUCGGCGGCGGUAAUCAGUGCUCGGCUCAUUAUGCAAUGCGCUCGAAUUCUAAUCCCGGCGUAGGUGCCAUUCAGCACGUGGCGGGCAGCAACGCCACGAGCGCGUUGCAUCAUUAUUCCGGCGCUCAUACAACGAAACGUCGUGCCUCUGACACUCCAUACUACGAGAAUGGUGUUCUCUUGGACGAUAUGCCAGUGUAUGGCAAGAGGUCUACGAAUCCGUGGAGCCAUCAUCAUCAACAGCAGCAGCAGCAACAACAACAGCAACCAACGGACCCGUCUUAUUGUUGGUAUCAUCCGUUGCACUCUGCGGGCGGCUCAAUUCAAAGUCACGCGCAUGGUCAUGGUCCAAGUCCGGUACCACCUAGUCUCGUGCAGAUUAAUCAGAUAAACGCAUUCUCCACGCCACAUCAUCUGACCCAGCAGUCGCAACAGCCAAUGGGUCACGGUUUGCAAACGCAGAAUGGCGGUAGUCUUGAUGACGAGUGGAAGAAUAUUUAUGUGAUGCUCAACUGCAUCCUCGGCAUGGUCGAGAAAACGAAGAGAGCAUUGGCGAUUUUGCAGCGACGAGGAUGUUCCAGUCCAGCAGCCGCGGCGCCACCGCCAGUAGUGGUCGCGGCGCAGAAUGGCACCAGCAACAACGGCAACGGCAAUAAUCCUUCGUCGACUAACGGCGCACAGGUUGAAUCGUCCACCGGUGAUCGGGAUGGCAGUUUAAAGCGAUUGUCCGGCGAGAUCGUCGCGCAGACGAUCAGAGCGACUGAAGACAGAGUGGCCGAGGUCAAACGAAGAGCCGAGGAAGCUGUGUUAGAAGUGAAAAGAGCCGCGAUGGCAGAAGUGCAACGCGCCGUGGCAGUUGCAGUUGCGGAAUCGAGGGCGAACGAACGUUUGAGGGUUCAUCGACUACUGGACCUUCCAUUAUCGCAAAGGAAUCACGGCAGUCUCCGUCAAGGUCCGUUUCUAAGGGUUCACGGAAGCUCGAGCGCGGUAGAGACUAGCGCUAGAAAUGUAACGACGCCGACAACAACGACGAAUUCGGCACCGUCAACUACUGAAGACGAAAAGGACAUUCAUCUGACCAACAUGAUGGGAUCCAGUUGUUGGAAUUGUGGUAGGCCCGCCCUGGAAACUUGUGGCGGCUGUGGGAUCGCCCGGUACUGCGGUUCGUUUUGUCAGCAUCGCGAUUGGGAAGCCGGUCAUCAUACGACUUGUAACAACUUGCCACCGCGUGAGCCACGAAGGUCGGCUUCGCGUAGUCCGCCGAGGGUCGUUGCCACGAAUCUUUCCACGAGCGUUAACGAAGUCGACGCCACGCCGAUAGCGUCUGUAUCGAAGGGAAAGUGACGUCGCAGUGCUAAAAACAACCGAUCAAACAGAUCCAUCGACUACGAUUCGCGUUAAUUCGCGAAUCCCACAAGAAGUCUUUUCUGUAAAAAGUGGAUGAAUUUAAACGAAUAGGAAAGUUCAUUGAAAAUUUGAAUGAUUGAUUUUUGAAAGCGAGAAUCAAUCUAUUAGAUUUUGUUUCUCUUUUUAUUUAAUAAUUGUGAGAGAAUGUCGUUUAAAAGGAAAAAGCGGAAAGAAAUGUAACAAUUCUAUAAAGGUAAUUAAUUUUUGAAAAUAUUAAAUAUUUCAAAAAGAUUUCUUUCGCCCCAAUUUUGUUUAAUUCGUCCAUUUUCUGCAGAUUCUUCACCGAUCAUACAUCUUCUGCGUACUCUCAUUGUUGUGUCCUUUUCUUUCUCCGAAACUGAGAUUUCUUUUCUAAUAUAUCUGGAAAUAUGGACGAGUCUGAACAAGAAUCUAAUUAAAAUAACUGAGUAAAUUGAAUAUUCGCUUGUGACAAGAAGAGAGCAUUGAAAUAUGCUGAUUCGACAUACGAUCAAGUAUUCUCUGAAUAUUCUCUAGUCCCGGCGUUUCAAUUAAGCGAUAAUAUACAAUAGUAAAUGAUUAUUUAAUCGAUUAGAAAAAUACAAAUCUUUAUGACCGAUCAGCUUUGAUAUCCCAUUUUUGAAUUAUAGUAUAUAAUAAUAACAAUGCAAAGGUUUAAAAGAUAUAUCUAAAAGAUAUUGGAGCACACUUUCUGAAAAUUUGUAAACUUUUCAGAUAAAAUCGAUUUUUUGCACUCUUUGAAUGGAACGUUGGGUGUGAUAAAAAUGUGUUUUUAGAAUUUAUCAAUUAACCAUACACAAAAUGAACGACUGAUUUCACAUCAAGUAGCAUAACCGAUCGCAUAGGUGUUUACGUUGUGUCGGAUAGAUAACGCCGACUAAAUAUGCACAGCACUGUCGUAAAUGUACACGUUUAUCAGCAUCAUGUGUCAGCUGCUUUUUAUCAUCUAUCAAAUCGUAAAUUUUCGCAAUCCAUUUAUUAUCUAGGAUUAAAGCAAACAAUAGGAAUAAUGCAUGUCUUAAACGUGUUUUCUGCAAUUGAAAGAAUAAUAGAUAACACAGAUUGAAUCUCUAUAUCUUCGAUCGAUGAAUUGCAGACGUGCAUUUCGUACUGCUUCGAAUCGACGUUAGCAGUAAAUAUAACAUUAUGAAAAUAAUUCUCCUGUUAGCGUAGAUAUCUUCGUUCCGUCAUUAACAAUUUAAAUUCUUUAUAUAUACGAAGAGUUGAAAAACGCACUCGUCCAAAAAUGCAAAUUUUUUUCGGAUGGAAUUCAGAAAAUGUUUUUUUUUUGCUUGUUCAUAACA